Messenger RNA from Didymodactylos carnosus, 1631 nucleotides. The record is from the annotation of a GenBank genome assembly. NCBI's taxonomy places the organism in Eukaryota, Metazoa, Rotifera, Eurotatoria, Philodinida, Philodinidae.
CACAAUAGACAUUUAUACACCAUUCGAUAGAGAAUUUCAAGGGCUACAUUUUACACUAUUUAUAUUUGAUAUACGAAUUAUUUGAAUUUUCGACCUAAUGUCCGCUUGGAUGCCCACUGUGUAGUGUUGCGAUGGAAUACCGUAGAGACUUCAUUCUUUUUUUUUUGUUAGAAAGAGCAAAAUGUCUAGUACAAAAAUAUAUAAAAGAAUUUGAUUAGAAAUGCUUCCCGAAGAUCACAAAAAUCUUAGAAGAAAAGACAUUGUGAAAUUGUUCUGCAACUUUUUCGAAUUUAGAAAAAAAUUUACCCAAUAAGAAAGGUUAUCUUUUUUAAUUCGUUUAUUCCGAAUUUUAUAAUGUACGAAUAGGGCACUAUUGUUAUACAAAAAAGAAAUUUUCUACGUGUUUGAUAACUGUCAAAAUGAACGGUUUUAUAACAUCUUCUUGUAUCACCGAUUUUUCAUCACUGUCGAUCGCAGUCGAAAAAAUAAUUUCUACGCCGAGAGGGAAGUUGCCAGAAAUUAUAUAUUUUACAUGAAAAAGAAAGUUUAUUGAGUCCUCUACCAAACGAUAUUAUUUGGAAUAGAACACAACUUCUUUGUGAGAUAUUUUUAACAAAAAUUUGUUUUCGUGUUGUAAAGGUCAAAUUGAGUUUUUAAUCACAUCGUUUGCUGUUCAGUCUCUUGUAAGCUAGACUGACUAUUUUAAUAUCAUAUGAAAGCCUUCGUUGUAAUGAACAAAUGUCUAUAUAUAGCGCUCGAAAACAUCGAGAGUGAGUAGCGAAAAAAGUCCAACAAAUAUAUUUGGAUAAAAAAUUAUGACCGAAAUUGCAGAACAAUUUCACGAUGUCUUUUCUUCUAAGAUUUUUGUGACCUUCGGGAAGCAUUUCUGAUCAAAUUCUUAUAUAUAUUUUUGUACUAGACAUUUUACUCUUUCUAACAAAAAAAGAAUGAAGUCUCUACGAUAUUCCAUCGCAACGCUAUAUAACAAAAAAAAUUAAUGCAGAACUUUUGCACCAUCCGUUAAUAAUAGCUUUAUGUACGAAACUUAUAAAGCAUGUAGAAGCUGUUCUUAUUAACCUUUCAUUGUCAUCUCUUCUUUCUAAUGGUUACCUUAAAUAUGUUCUCCUAGAUUGGACGAUGAUUUAUACAAACCAAAAUCAUCUAAAGCAGACACAUUUAGUUCAGAAUGGGAAGUGAUUGAUCGAAAAACACCAACAAAAGAAACUAUAUCUUACUCAAAUUAUAGUUCCAAUAGUAGUACUGGAUUUGGAGUAUCAUCAUCAUCCCGAUCGAAUGAUACAACAACAACAUCAUCGUCAGCUAGUAAUGAUGCUCAAAAACGUUUUUCCAAUGCCAAAGCCAUUUCGAGUGAUCAAUAUUUCAAUAAGGAUAACGAUAAUGAUAGAAACAAUGUCGUAUCUCGUUUUGGAGAGAGUAAAAGUAUAUCAUCAGCAGAUUAUUUUGGUGAUUCACAAAACAAGAAUCAACAACAACGUGGAAAUAACAAUAAUUAUCAAGGACCUGAUUUAGCCACAAUGAAAGCCGAUUUUAAAGAUGGAGUGACAAAAGUGGCGGGAAGAUUAUCAUCAAUGGCUACAAAUGUUAUGUCCGCAAUUCAAGAUCGUCAUUGA